CUGACAGGGGAUGUCCACAGACUGCUGAAGGCCAGAGACAAAGCAUUCAGAGCUGGGGAUGAGGCUGGCCUCAGAACAGCAAUGGUUAACCUGUCCCAGGGCAUCAGGAAGGCAAAACAGGACUAUACAAACAAAAUAACCUCACACCUCCAAGACAACAGAGACGCACAGAGCCUAUGGCAGGGCAUGCAGGCCAUCAUGGACUACAAGCCUGCGCCACAGACCUGUGAGGGCAACACCUCUCUGCUGAAUGACCUGAACAGUUUCUUCGCCCGCUUCGAAGCACAAAACCACACUCACCCACAGAAAACCCCACCUCCCCCCAUGACCAACCCCUGUACCUGUCCUCUGCUAGCGUGA
Menidia menidia (Atlantic silverside) is the source of this 360-nucleotide messenger RNA. NCBI's taxonomy places the organism in Eukaryota, Metazoa, Chordata, Actinopteri, Atheriniformes, Atherinopsidae. The record is from the annotation of a GenBank genome assembly.